AUGGAAGAUGAGGUGUUAAGAUUUUAUAAGGAUUUAGUAGGGACUGCUGCUACUAAUCUUCUUCAUGUGGACAUUGAGGUGCUUAGACAAGGAACUCAAUUAAAAGAUACAAGCAAGAGAGAUCUGAUUCCACCAAUUACUGAACAGGAGGUUUGGAAAGCUCUCAGAAGUAUAGGUAACACAAAAACUCCAGGACUUGAUGGAUACAAUGCCAAGUUUUUUAAACAAGCCUGGAACAUUGUGAAAGGAGAUGUACUGGCAACUAUAUAUGAUUUCUUUGAACAUAAUCAUAUCCAAUCAACAUUUCUUCCUGGGAGAGUUAUUCAUGAUAACAUCCUCAUGGCGUAUGAAAUGUUGAGAGGUUAUAGCCGUAAACACAUUUCCCCUCGAUGUGCCAUUCAAAUGGACAUCCAAAAAGCAUACGACGCGGUUGAAUGGCCUGCGCUAGCCACAAUUCUUAGAGAGCUUAACUUUCCUGGAAGAUUUAUUGACUGGAUUAUGGUGUGUGUUUAUACUGUAUCAUACAGGAGUUUGGCUAAACUUCAUCAAAACCCAGAUUUUAAAUUUCAUCCUAGAUGUAAGAAGCUUCAUAUUACAAAUAUAAGCUUCGCUGACGAUCUUAUUGUGUUCACUCGUGGAGAUAGAAUGUCAGUUAACACUAUGAUGGCAGUUUUUGAUGAUUUCUCUCGAGCCACGAGUCUGCGAGCGCAUCCUGCAAAAUGCAAGAUAUACUUUGGGGUGUGCACCAUAUGGUUAAAGAUGAAAUCCCGCAGGCUACCGGUUUCCGAGUAG
This is a messenger RNA of Vicia villosa (hairy vetch), 792 nucleotides long. RefSeq lists its product as uncharacterized. The coding region runs from base 1 to 792 and encodes 263 amino acids. The transcript has 3 exons. The record is from RefSeq and is a predicted model, not a curated record. Lineage: Eukaryota; Viridiplantae; Streptophyta; Magnoliopsida; Fabales; Fabaceae.